AUCAAAAUUCGUCAAUUUUAAGGAAUUUAAUUAAAUUACCAGUUAAAAAGCAGGAUCCAGACAUCAAAUACAGUUUGUCAACAAGAAAUUAGCACAAAUAAUAUGGAGUAAAUAGAAGAAUCGUGAAAUUUUGCAUGAAUUCACCAACAAAAAAAGAAAAUAUUUCAAAACAAAGUCGAAAAAAAUUAAGAAAAUUCACAAAAGUUCCAUUUAGUGCUUUCACAAAUUGAUUAUGAGCAGCAUAAAAUGUUUAAGUCAAGAAGUUGGUUUGGAUUGACCUCAAGAAGUCCAAAAAAUCGCUUAUCUCUAGACAAUUUAAAGAAUUUAUUAUCAGUUCUCGAAAAAAAUCAAACUGUAUCUGAAAAUAAUCGAGGCUUGCUUGUUGAGUCAUUGCGAUGUAUAGCAGAGAUCUUGAUUUGGGGUGAUCAGAACGAUGGGAGUGUAUUCGAUUUCUUUCUUGAAAAAAAUAUGCUCAGCUAUUUCCUACACAUCAUGCGACAAAAAAGUGGUGGAUCUAGCUUUGUAUGUGUUCAAUUACUACAAACCCUAAACAUUCUCUUUGAAAAUAUCAGAAAUGAGACAUCGCUUUAUUACUUGUUGAGCAAUAAUCACGUCAACUCAAUCAUCGUUCACAAAUUUGAUUUUUCCGAUGAAGAUGUUAUGGGCUAUUACAUUCUGUUCCUGAAAACUUUAAGUUUGAAACUUAAUUCUCAUACAAUUCACUUCUUUUAUAAUGAAACGACAAAAGAUUUUCCACUUUAUACUGAAGCUAUCAAGUUUUUUAAUCAUCCGGAAUCAAUGGUGAGGAUCGCUGUGCGAACUAUAUCACUAAAUGUAUACAAAGUUGAAAAUGAAUCGAUGCAGCAGUUCAUACGAGACAGAACAGCUGCACCUUACUUCUCUAACUUAGUUUGGUUUAUUGGAAAGCAUAUUUUGGAAUUGGAUUAUUGUGUCCGUAAUGAUACGGAUCAUCAAUCACAUCAUAGAUUGUCAAAUCUUGUUGCUGAACAUUUAGAUAGUUUACAUUAUUUAAAUGAUAUUCUUUUGUUGAAAAUUGAGGGACUUAAUGCUGUUCUAACUGAACACUUACUUCACAAACUCUUUGUUCCACUUUACAUCUAUUCAUUAACACCACAGACUCCAGAUUUAGCAGUCGUUACCAGAAAUCUUGCUGCUGUUCUUAAUAAAAUUGUUGAUAUUGAUGACGUACAGGAUACUUGUGAUAAUCCGAGAGUUUCAAGCAUUGUGGCUUUAUUCUUACUGUCUUUAGUGUUUCUUGUGAUAACGCAUAGCCCUUUAGUUCAUGCUCUAGCAUGGGUUAUACUCAAUGGUGAUCACAGUGUCUUCAAAGAAGGCGCUGCUGAAGUUCUUAAUAAUUAUAUUGAAAGACGUGAAGCUGUUACUUUGGGAUUUGGACAGCCACGUGAAAGUCUCGAAGAGGCUUUAGACUCAUCAUCGUCAAUUAAUUUAUCUCCAGUAUCAUCUGAAAAAGCAAGCAGUUCCUCGUCACCAAGAACUCAUCCAAAUAGCGAAUCAACUGUUUCUGUGUCUGCAGAAGCAAGUCUUAGUGACGAAAUGGAGAAAGUAAAUAUUACGGACGAGGAAAAAGAGCAAAUUUUGGAAUCAUCAUUGAAUAUGCAAAAAAGCAGUAGACCAUUCUUAGAUAUGGUUUUGCAUUCAUUAGAUUGCAGUGAAAACGAUUAUAUUGCUUUAUUGGCUUUGUGUCUUUUGUAUGCAUUGGCUAAUAACAAAGGCGUUAAUCAAGAUUGGCUUGAUUUAGUGCUCAAUAAAUCAUCGUCAACUGUGGCAUCGAAAUAUAAUGGCAUUUUGAUAGAGAAACUUCUCAAUAUUAUUCAUAAUUCAAGUCAGCCAUCAUGCCGAAUACGACUUGUGACAAUAGAAUUAACAUUAAAAUUAUUAACUCAAUUACUGGGAACAAAUCCAUUGAUAAUUCCAGAAAAUCAUCGAGCAUCAUUAUUGCAAGCACGUACACAGUCGAUGACAGUGCUCAAAAACUUUUACAAGUCCGAAGAUAUAUUUCUUGACUUGUUUGAAGAUGAGUACAAUGAAAUGACUAAAUCAAAUCUUAAUGUUGAGUUUCUGUGCAUGGAUUCUGCAAUAUUAUUGCCACCAACUGGAACUCCGUUAACUGGAAUUGAAUUUAGUCGAAGACUUCCUUGCGGUGAAGUAGAAAAGGCUCGACGUGCAAUAAGAUUCUUCUUUUUAAUCCGCAAAAUGUGCCAAAGCAUUAAUAAUGAGGUAGAACAGUUACUUCCGCUCACAAAUCCUUUACAAUGCGUUCAAAUCGAUAAUGCUCUUGAUUUAAAUAAUAGUGAUCUUAUAGCAUGUACAGUCAUCAUGAAAGAUGGAACGAAAUACCGUCGAUUUUUAGUUAUUGAUGUACUACAAUUAAUCCUAGUUGAACCAGAUCCUAGGAAAUUGGGUUGGGGAAUAGCCAAACUUGUAGGAUUCUUGCAGGAUGUUGAAGUGAUUGGCGAUAAAGAUGAUUCAAGAUGCUUACAUUUAACAAUUCAUAGAGGUAGACCAACAACAAAUCGUAUGCCAAUUUUAUCAGCAAAAUUUAUUUUUGACGAUCAUAUCCGAUGCAUGGCAGCUAAGCAGCGAUUAACAAAAGGACGAUCGAAAGCAAGACAAAAGAAAAUGUAUCAAAUAGCACAAUUGUUGGAGAUACCACAAUUAAAUGAAUCCCCAACUCCAAUUUAUUCAUCAAUGUUGAGAGAAUCGAGAACAGCAAGGACACCACGAGAGCACAGACCUUUAUUUAGCACUUCAAAUCGCAUUCCAGGUGUUGCAUCAGCAUUAAGGCGUGAAAGUAUGCCCUCAGGAAGUGUCAGUCGAUGUCAAAUCGUCAAUCGAUCAUCUGUUGAAGGAGAAUCAUCUCGACAUCGCAGUUCCUCUACAAAGUCAAGUACUCCAAUCAGCACCCCAAAAAGAGAUGGAAGUAAAAAUCGAUCACAUUCAGGCACGCCAAAAUCAAGAGAUUCAAGUCCGCGCGUUUUACGACCAGCGUCUGAAGAAAUUCCUUUAGAAAACUUGAAUUCAUCCAGUCCAUCAUCACGUUGUUCAUCAAAUGCUCCAUCUCGUUCGCAUACACCGUCUCGUUUAACAACUGAUUCCACAAAUGGCCUGUCAAUUGCUAAAGAGGCAGUUCCAACAACAUCCAAUGGAGAUGUUGUUUUAAGGCAAAGAUCCGAGGAAACAUCAUUUAUGAGCGGAAUCAAUGAAGAUAAAGAGAAAAGGAGAAAAGGAAUGAUUGAAACUGUAUAAAAAUAUAUAUCAAAUUUAUGGAAUGUACUGUAACUCACUGGAGUGUCCAUUUAUAAUAACCAAUUAUUGAUUGUUUAAACUUUGUUAUUUUAUUGAGGUAAAAAAAAUAUAUUAAAAAUAAUAAAAUUAUUGUGUAUAGACUAAAACUGAACUAUUCGAUCAGAACAUCAUCAAGUGACUUCAUUCUAAUCAGCAACGGCAUUGUUUCUGGUCUAAAUUCAUUGCAUCUAAAGAAACAGGCUUUGUUGUAAGUUCCAUCAAACCUUAUGACAAUUAAUCCUGUAAAAUAAAACAGAAGCUUGAAAAUUUAAG
This is a messenger RNA of Chironomus riparius, 3600 nucleotides long. Lineage: Eukaryota; Metazoa; Arthropoda; Insecta; Diptera; Chironomidae. The record is from the annotation of a GenBank genome assembly.